AUGGCGUCUGAUCCAUUCGACGACGUUUUCACGCUCGAGGACCGCUACUACCGCCAGGGCUAUCAGCAAGGCGUCGAGGACGGCCAAGCCGCCGGGCGCAUCGAGGGCCGCCAGUUUGGCAUGAGCACCGGCUUUGACAAGUUUCUCGAGAGCGGCCGCCUCGCCAGCCGGGCCCUUGUCUGGGCCAACCGCCUCCCGCCUUCCACCAGUGCGGCCUCUGGUCCAGCAACAGGCGCUUCGGGCCCCCAGCAGACCUGCACGUUACCGCCACUACCAGACAACGCCAGACUCGCCAAGAAUAUCAAAAUGGUCUAUGGACUGGUCGAGCCCGAGACGCUCUCGACGGCCAACGCAGAUGAGGAUGUGCAGGACUUUGACGACCGCUUUAAGCGCGCACAGGGGAAAGCCAAGGUGGUCGAGAAGAUGAUUGGGUAA
Cordyceps militaris CM01 is the source of this 435-nucleotide messenger RNA. RefSeq lists its product as uncharacterized. The transcript has a single exon. The record is from RefSeq and is a predicted model, not a curated record. Bases 1 to 435 code for a protein of 144 amino acids. Lineage: Eukaryota; Fungi; Ascomycota; Sordariomycetes; Hypocreales; Cordycipitaceae.